Paecilomyces variotii is the source of this 1617-nucleotide messenger RNA. RefSeq lists its product as hypothetical. The transcript is spliced from 6 exons. The coding region runs from base 255 to 1295 and encodes 346 amino acids. The record is from RefSeq and is a predicted model, not a curated record. NCBI's taxonomy places the organism in Eukaryota, Fungi, Ascomycota, Eurotiomycetes, Eurotiales, Thermoascaceae.
CACACACCCAUCCAGCAGUUACUAUGUUCUGCUUAGAGCGAGUACUCCUGGAUCAAUAUGUGUCUUGAGAUUCCUCUCUAGUAACCGGCGCACUGGGAAUUCCAUAAAGACGGCCAGUUUCUUCCCGCUCUCGUGGGUCGGUAUAGUUGAGUGUCCGUGGAGCAUCAAGUCAAUAAUAGUCAUCAUCCACUUCUCCUUUUACUUUCACCAGAUUAUACCUACGGCAUAACGUUUGCUGUUUUCAUUCACACAAGAUGGGUUCUGCCGUCUCGUAUCCGACCCACGCCGAUGUCGUGAUGAAGAAUCAAGUCCUUGCCAUUGACCUGACUUUCACGAUUCUGGCUGUAAUUAGUGUGGUAUUUCGAUUCUGGGCACGAUUGAAGUCGGCAGCUGGUAUUGGGUUGGACGAUUGGUUGAGUCUUGGGGGUCUGUUGAUAUUAUUUAUCAAUUUGGCGUUGAAUCUUAUCAUGGUCGUAAACGGAUUGGGACUGCAAGCAUCAGAACUCACCGCGGGCAACCUGACAUGGAUAGCCAAGGCUAUUUUCGGGGAUGAGAUCGUCUACAUCGUCAACCUCGCCCUGAUCAAAAUCUCCAUCCUCCUCAUGUACUGCCGUGUCUUCGCACUCCGAAGAUUCCGCGUUGGUGCAUGGAUCAUCGGUAUCAUCACCUGUUGUUGGACGCUCAUCUUCGUCUUUUUGAUCUUGUUCCAAUGCCAUCCGAUUGCGAAAGCCUGGGACCCGUUACUCUCCGGACAUUGCUGGAACAUGCGGGGUACAUUCAUCGGCAAUGCGGUACCGAAUAUCGUCACCGAUGUUGUGAUCCUGGUAAUGCCAAUAUACAACAUAUGGAAACUUCACAUUCGAAUGGUGCAGCGUAUUUCUUUGCUUGGAAUCUUCUUCUUGGGUUGUUUCGUUAUCGUCGCCAGUAUCUACCGUCUUGUCCAGGUACUGCAACUGGACCAGAACAAUCUUUCCUAUACCCUCAAAAACCCAACGACUUGGUCCCACGUCGAAGUCUCUACAGCCCUGAUCAGUGCUUGCCUACCCACCAUGCGACCACUCUUGACCAGCUUCAUGAGAGUAAUUGGAAUGGGGAGCCAAGUCGGAACCAGCCAUUCAGCCUCCCGAACUCCCGGUAUCCCAGCAACUUACAGCGGAACCUUCCCUGCUCCAUCAAAGUUCAAGGCGUGGCCUGAAGCGAAAAACAUCUCUAACGACGAGAUCCCACUCAAUUCGAUCAAAGUCGAGACCGACAUGCAAGUUGUCGAGAGCGGCAACUGGCACCAUGGCGUCUAAGUUUCAGGCAAUGAAUCGAAGUUAUAUUCACAGAGGCGGAAUACGUUGCAUUUAUGUUUUUGGAAUUGGCUUUACGCAAGUGCAAAUAAUAAUUUAUACCAGGAGGUCUAUAAUUCCCCAUUGUCAUUCCUUUCAACAACUAAUUGCUGAGCAUUUUUAUGUACAUUCGAGGCGGGAAAUGUUGUUUUCAAAAAUCACUGGUGGUUUCAUUUUGUACAGGUACUUUGAUUCAGCAAAUUCAAUUCUAAGUUUCAAUUCUUCAAGUCGAUUAUUAUCUCAAUUGAGGCACUACUACAGUUUUCCGAAAAACAAUAAUUCUAAC